This is a messenger RNA of Arachis ipaensis, 731 nucleotides long. The record is from RefSeq and is a predicted model, not a curated record. Lineage: Eukaryota; Viridiplantae; Streptophyta; Magnoliopsida; Fabales; Fabaceae.
CCAUCCCCCAAAACAAAAUAAAUAUCAAUGCCUCUGUUUUCCCCUGUUUGAUGCUUCCAACAUUGCACUUGAAAAAAAACUCAAAGACAAAACCACACUAAAUAUUCACACAUAUCACAUAUGGGAGCUUGUGCAUCAUCUCAAUUCACAAACAAAAGUAGGAAACAACGUUGGCAAUCCUCAGUAAACAUAAUUGACAUGGAUGGUAAGUUAGAGAAAUACAAGGAGCCCAUAAAAGCAGAGCAUGCUCUGUUCAAGAAUUCGGACUGCUUCCUCUGCAGCUCGGAAAAGAUGUAUGUAGGCUCGGUGUUGCCGCACGUGGAUCCGAAUGAGGAUCUUCAGUUGGAUCAGAUUUACUUUCUUGUUCCACUCUCCAAAUCUCACGUACCGCUCUCCCUUAAGGAAUUGUGUGUGUUUGCCAUCAAGGCUAAUGCAGCACUUGUUCUUCACUCAGAGUAUUCUGCCACAAAUUCAAUGUUGAAGUCUUCCUCCGUUUCACAUAGGAAUGAUUGUUUUACACAUUCAACUCUGCAAAGUGUGUCUCACAAAUUUGGAUCCUCCUAUAUUUAGAUGGGAAAAGAUAUGAUGAUCACUAGCAUAUCUUUAUUAUGUAUUUCUCAUAUUUUAACUUCUUUUCCUCCUAAAAAAGAAUUAAUCAACAAUGAAAGUGUUAAUUUAUACAAGGUUUGUAUUCAUGAGUAAAUAGUCAUUUUUAUCCGAAAAAUAAUAAU